Messenger RNA from Nakaseomyces glabratus, 558 nucleotides. RefSeq names its product mRNA splicing protein PRP18 (gene PRP18). Gene Ontology annotation, biological process: generation of catalytic spliceosome for second transesterification step; RNA splicing. Gene Ontology annotation, cellular component: U4/U6 x U5 tri-snRNP complex; U5 snRNP; U2-type post-spliceosomal complex. NCBI's taxonomy places the organism in Eukaryota, Fungi, Ascomycota, Saccharomycetes, Saccharomycetales, Saccharomycetaceae. The record is from RefSeq and is a predicted model, not a curated record.
AUGGCUACUGAGAAACCGAGAGACGAACGAAUCCAAGCGGUGAUUGAAGAAGAGCAGAAGGUUGACACUACUAUUGAUCCGCAGGAGAUCGGUAAGCCCAAUGGGGCCCAGCUGCUGUCUUUGAAAUGCAACCUGUAUCUGCACAAGCUGCUUGACACAUGGGCCUUGGAACAAGAGGAGGGUGGCAAUGACAUUUUGAAAGACACCAAGCGUGGGAUAUACCCGCUACUUGUUUCGCUGAGAAAAGCCAGACUACCGAGCGACCAAUUGGUCUCGCUAGCCACUGUGCUAUACCACUUACAGCAGUACGAAAGUACCAGAGACAAAGUGCACAUGCAGAGGAGUCUCGAGUCCUACAUGAAACUGAGUCUCGGCAACGUUGCGUGGCCCAUUGGAGUCACACAAGUGGGUAUCCAUGAGCGUAAGAUACAGCGGCAAGACGCCAGAAAUAACACCGCAACUGCGGGGAUAGUGGCCAACGUCAUGACAGAUGAACAGACCAGGCUAUGGAUCACUAACGUCAAGAGACUGCUAACUCACAUGGAACAGAGGAAAUGA